UGUUAUUUAAAUUGUUGUUGAUAGCAAAGUACAUUGCGUGUUUCUUUAAAGAAUCUAUAAAUGCGACUUAAAAGUGAUAAUAAAUUCAUUUUGAAAUCAACUUGCAAUGGAGUUGCUGUUCUUAAUUAGUGUCCUUUUGGCCACCCAGUGGACUACAGCUCAACCAACCGUUUCCAACGCACCUGAGAUAAACAUCGAUAAACUCUUGGGAUUAAUUGGUGGCGUUGUCAAUGAAGGAAUAAAGUUGCACUUUCCUCAGCAGAAAACUGAAGGUGGGAACAAUGGCGAUACAGGUGGAGGUCCCUAUAGCAAGGGACAAUCUGGUGGCCCACCAAUUGUUGGAGUCUCUAAAUAUGAUAUCAUAGAUCUAAAGUUCCAAAAGCCGAAUUAGGGUUACUCCUUCACACACACUA
This is a messenger RNA of Drosophila teissieri, 413 nucleotides long. RefSeq lists its product as uncharacterized. The record is from RefSeq and is a predicted model, not a curated record. The coding region runs from base 107 to 391 and encodes 94 amino acids. Lineage: Eukaryota; Metazoa; Arthropoda; Insecta; Diptera; Drosophilidae. The transcript has 2 exons.